AUGCCUGGCAACAUUAGCAAUAUAGGUGUUUUUCAUUAUCCUCCUGAUCAUCCAUCAAUUAUAAUCCCCAACCUCUCUAUUUUCACAUUUCAGAUACCCAAGAAGCGUCGCAUUGUUGCACGCGUUCAGUGUCGCAACAUCAAGAACGAAUGCCCGCCGGCUAAAUGCGAUGAUCCCAUCUCAUUGCCUGGCAAAUGCUGCAAGACCUGUCCAGGCGAUCGUAACGAUACGGAUGCUGCUUCGGAUGUGCCAGUGCCCAGCGAGGAAGAGGAGCGCAACAUGAAACAUUACGCUGCGCUGCUAACGGGUCGCACAUCGUACUUCCUGAAGGGCGAGGAAAUGAAGUCCAUGUACACGACAUACAAUCCACAGAAUAUCGUGGCCACCGCUCGUUUCCUGUUCCACAAGAAGAAUCUGUAUUAUUCAUUCUAUACAUCGACGAAAAUCGGUCGACCACGUGCCAUACAAUUCGUCGACGAUCGCGGCGAUAUACUCGAGGAGCAUCAGCUGGAGACGACCCUCAGCGGCACCCUGAGCGUCUAUCAGAAUGCCACCGGCAAGAUCUGCGGCGUCUGGCGGCGUGUCCCGCGCGACUACAAGCGCAUCCUGCGCGACGAUCGCCUCCACGUGGUGCUGCUCUGGGGCAACAAGCACCAGGCCGAGCUGGCCCUGGCCGGCAAGAUAGCCAAGUACACGGCAUUGCAGACGGAACUGUUCAGCUCCCUGCUGGAACCGGCGGCGACCAACGGCAAGACGGAUCCCCAACUGGCCGGAGCCGGCGGCACGGCCAUUGUGUCGACGAGCAGCGGUGCGGCGAGCUCGAUGCACUUGACCUUGGUCUACAAUGGCAUCUUUGGCGUGGAGGAGUAUGCCGAUGCCGGGCUGAGUGUUCGCAUCGAGCUGCCGGAGCGCAAGGAACUGAUCCUGGACGAGGUGUCGCGUGUGCGCAAGCCAUCGGCCGAGAUCAAUGUGCUGGAGCUGUCCUCGCCCAUUUCCAUACAAAAUCUGCGCCUGAUGUCGCGCGGCAAACUUCUGCUGACCGUGGAGUCCAAGAAGUAUCCGCAGCUGAGGAUCCAGGGACACAUUGUGACGCGUGCCAGCUGCGAGAUCUUCCAGACGCUGCUGGCGCCGUCGCACGGCAACGAGCUGAGCACACGGAGCAGCGGCCUGGCCUGGGUCUAUCUGAACACGGACGGUUCGCUGGCCUAUAACAUUGAGACGGAUCACGUGAACACCCGGGAUCGUCCGAACAUUAGCCUGAUCGAGGAGCAGGGCAAUCGCAAGGCCAAGCUCGAGGAUCUGACGCCCAGCUUCAAUUUCAACCAGGCCAUCGGCAGCGUCGAAAAGCUCGGACCCAAAGUCCUGGAGUCUCUCUACGCCGGCGAGCUGGGCGUGAAUGUGGCGACGGAUCAUGAGGCGAGUCUGAUACGCGGCCGCCUCGUGCCACGGCCCGUGGCCGAUGCCCGCGACUCCGCCGAGCCCAUUCUGCUCAAGGCGCACGUGGAGCAUGGCCAGAGCCAGGGCCAGGGCAUGGGCAUGGCCUGGAUGGCGAUCGACAACGAAUGCAAUCUCCAUUACGAACUGACGCUGAGCGGCGUGCCGAACCAAGAGCUGCAGCUGUACCUGGAGGAGAAGCCGAUCGAGGCCAUCGGAGCGCCCGUGACCCGGAAGCUGCUCAAAGAGUUCACGGGCAACUACAUGGAGGGCUUCCAGCUGUCGAUGCCCUCCGCGGAGCUGAUCAAGCUGGAGACGAGCGUUUGCUACCUGGAGCUGCACUCGAAGGUGAAUCCGCGCCUGCUGCUGCGCGGCAAGUUGAAGUCGACCAAGGUGCCAGCGCACUGCUUUCCCAUCUACACGGACAACAAUGUGCCGGUGCCGGGCGACCAGAAUGGCAAUCAGAUGCUGAGCACCGAGAGCAACUGCUACCAUUCGGGCCGCUUCUACAACGAGUCGGAGCAGUGGCGCAGCGCCCAGGACACCUGCCACAUGUGCGCCUGCCAGCGCGGCCAGGCCAACUGUGAGCUGAUCAAGUGCCCGGCCCUGAAGUGCAAGGCGGGCGAGCAGCUGCUGCAGCGCGAGGGCGAGUGCUGCCCCAGCUGCGUGGCCAAGCCGGCCGACUGGGCCCAGGCCCAGGCCAGCUCGCCGGCGAUCAAUGCGAGCGAUCUGCUGCAGCAGCGCCGCGGCUGCCGACUGGGCGAGCAGUUCCAUGCCGCCGGCGCCAGCUGGCAUCCGUUUUUGCCGCCGAACGGCUUUGACACCUGCACCACCUGCAGCUGCGACGCCCAGACUCUGGAGGUGCGCUGCCCCCGCAUGGUCUGCCCGCCGCUGCAGUGCAGCGAAAAGCUGGCCUACCGCCCCGACAAGAAGGCCUGCUGCAAGGUGUGCCCGGAGGGCAAGCAGAGCAACCACGGCGCCAGCAGCAAGCACCAAGCGCCGGCCAAUCACAACGAGCUGCACGAUCAGGCCGUCCAGCGUACGGCCGCCCACAAUGCCGAGGAGGUGCUCGCCGCCGGCGGCUGCAAGGUGGUCAACAAGGUAUACGAAAACGGACAGGAAUGGCAUCCCAUCCUCAUGUCGCACGGCGAGCAGAAGUGCAUCAAGUGCCGCUGCAAGGACUCGAAGGUGAACUGCGAUCGCAAGCGCUGCUCCCGCUCCACCUGCCAGCAGACGCGCGUCUCCAGCAAGCGACGUCUCUUCGACAAGCAGACGGGCGUGGCCGAGCUGGUGGGUGGCGCUGCCCAGCCCAUUGACGAAUGCUGUUCGACGCAAUGCCGACGCUCGAGGCGACACCACAAGAGGCAGCCGCAUCAUCAGCAGCGCGCCACAAGCUGAGCGGGCGAGCGAGAGAGAGAGAGAGAGAGAAAGAGAGAGCGAGCAUCAUGUAAACUUGUAUUAUAGAUAGACAGAAAGAGAGGCCAAGCGCAAGAGCAAGCGAACACAGCGAGAAAGAGACGGCAAACAUA
This is a messenger RNA of Drosophila arizonae, 2963 nucleotides long. RefSeq names its product chordin short gastrulation (gene sog). The record is from RefSeq and is a predicted model, not a curated record. Gene Ontology annotation, biological process: multicellular organism development; dorsal/ventral pattern formation; negative regulation of BMP signaling pathway. Lineage: Eukaryota; Metazoa; Arthropoda; Insecta; Diptera; Drosophilidae. Gene Ontology annotation, molecular function: BMP binding.